Molecule: messenger RNA, 804 nt
Organism: Naegleria gruberi
Lineage: Eukaryota; Heterolobosea; Eutetramitea; Acrasida; Naegleriidae
Exons: 3
Coding region: 1-804 (267 amino acids)
Cellular component (GO): membrane
Molecular function (GO): serine-type endopeptidase activity
Source: RefSeq, a predicted model, not a curated record
AUGAUUCCUCCACAAGCAGCUAAUAAUCAUCAACAACGACCAACAAAUCUCCAAGCCUUGCAUCAACAACAUCAACAUUCACUGAGAACAACAUCAGGAUUUACAAAUGCUCCAUUUUCUAAAUCUAUACUAGGACUUGUGGUGAUAUUGAAUUUUAUGAAGGCUCUUCUCGGAAGGGAUCGAUUGGAUUUUUCUCCUAAAUUAUCAGUUUUUAGAUCGAUAGUACAAUAUGGAUUUACUGGACAUUUUGUUUUUUCAACUAAUAUUGAAUUGUUAUUGGGUUGUAUUGCAAUUUACUUUUUCCGUUUGUUUGAAAGGCAUUGGGGAUCACAAAAGUUUGCUAAAUUCUAUUUGUUUACUACUUAUGCAUCCUUCAUAUUGCAAUAUGUUCUUACGUCAUCAUUGACUAGUAGAAAGAUGUUAAUUAGUGGACCUUAUGGAUUCUUAUUUGCUGCUCUUUUGGUUUAUAUUAUUGAUAUUCCAUCAACAGCCAAUUUGAAAUUGUUUAAUAUGAUUCCAAUUACUGACAAGCAAACAAUUUACGUAGUAUUUGUCCAAUUAAUUUUGAGUAGCUUCCCACAAACUCUAGUUCCAGCUCUUAGUGGAGCUCUUGCUGGAACUAUUUAUCAAUACAUUUUGUGUAGAGUUUUGAAAUUGGAUAGAAAGAUUAAAUUCCCAAAGAUUGUACUUGCAUUGGCAGAUCAAAUCAAACAAACCAUUCAAGGAAGUCCUGUAAAUACAACAAAUGCCAACAAUAAUAGUAGAUGGAAUUUCCGAACAAGAAUUGAACGAUGUUUUGAAUAA